CUAAGCCCCGCCGCCACGUGUGCCUCUGCGUCCCAUGGAGAAGCCACGCCCUGCGCUGCCUGCGAUUGGUCAUUCCUCUUUACGGCGUCACGGUUCCGAACGCUGCUCCGGCUGAGCCCAGGAUUGGAUUGUGGAUGGCUGUUGGGUGCGAUUCACUUGCUGGCAAUGAGCGUGUGUUCCUGGCACAUCCUGAAGCUGCACGGAGUCUUGUGUCUGCGAGAUGCCCGUAUCGCCCAGUUGAAUCAGUUUUUUGCUGAGUGCUCAGAAGGCAUUAUGGGGACUCCAGCCUCCGUGGUCAGCUCACCGUCAGCCCCCUGGCAAGGACCAGUGCCAAGAUCAAGGAAAAAAGCUUCUGCUAAUAUUUUCAAAGACAUAAACCUUCUUCAGAUACAGACUCUGUUCCGCACCAGUGGCGAUGAGUGCGCAGAGGAGCGAGCACGGAUCAUAUGUGAAUAUGCAGGGGACAAGCAGGUGGCAGAGGCCUUGAUUCGGCUCAAAAGGAAGAAAAAGGGCAAACGAGCCCACAGGCAGUCUCCCAGGUCAAGCAAUGAUAGAAUCGGGAAUCUGUCUGUGCAGCAUUUCAGUGAGCUGUGUAUUAAUGAAGCUGACCACAAAGGAAGUCCAGCGACUGAGGAUAAUAACCCUGAACAACCGAGCAGCACUGGCCAAGAACCACAGCCUUGUGUGACAAAGAAAGAGACAGCAACAACUAGAAGAGGGAAGGGUAAAGUUAGGAAAGAGACACAGGAACGCCUCUCAGACUAUCUGCAUCAGAUAAGGCGAUGAUCUAAAACAUUUAAAAAUGAGAAAUACGUGUCAGUGCUGCUAUUUAUUGCAAUAAAAUGCCUUGGGAAAGGUGAUUUAAGACUUCUAUUGCAAUUUGUUGGAGGAUUCAGCAAACAAUACUGGACAACUAACUGUACCACUGCAACGGAUUGGCCUGUUGGAACCAAAAGACUAACCGAACAAGCCAAAGUUUCCCCUGCAGAAUCCUUCACAUCUUUAACAUGGCCUCAGCUUUGUUUCAUGUGGACUCACAUGCCAUGGGUUCUAGAACUAUAAUAGGAAUAUGAAAUGGGCUAGUCGGCAUAACCAUACACUGAACACAUAUAGUAAAGAAGACCCUAAUCUAAUAGUAUUGCAUGAAACAAGCCUGUUUGAGAAGUACAAUAUUUUGCAGCCAUCAUGGAACACAGGCUGAUGUAUUUAGCAUCCCGGGUGCUUUCUUCGCCCCUAGGAGAGCUGAUUGUGUAAUAUACAGACAAGUGCAGCGCCUGUAUGCAGCCUUUGUCAAAGCAAUACGUGUUUAGUCCAGCUAUCCAUGGGUAGAUGCCAAGGACGCUUGUGUUCAUAUCUCUCAGAUUCUGCCUCUCCAGCUGUUGUUGAACCCCAACUCCCUGCAUUCCACUGACAUCUAUUGAAUGGCAGAGGGUUAUAUAGUUCAAUAACAGAUGGAGAGCUUCAGGCUGAAAUCAGUGCUUUAAUGUAACGGAUGCAGAGAAUUUGGUGGCAAGGGUUACAAGAUGUCAUGAAAGCAUCUCAGACCUAGGAGGCAAAUGCUGCUAUAUGCCUUUUACAUUAUUAAGUUGAGUGCACUAAUUAAACCUAGAAAUUCUUUGUGUUCUGUAAAUGUUACUAAACUAAUCGCUGCUUAUUUAAAAGAAUACAUUGCACUAAAUGUACAAUUCAUCGAU
This is a messenger RNA of Xenopus laevis (African clawed frog), 1694 nucleotides long. It is a transcript of the gene avpi1.L, whose product is annotated as arginine vasopressin induced 1 L homeolog. The record is from RefSeq and is a predicted model, not a curated record. The transcript has 3 exons. Lineage: Eukaryota; Metazoa; Chordata; Amphibia; Anura; Pipidae. The annotation marks the transcript as partial.